Molecule: messenger RNA, 22480 nt
Organism: Pelobates cultripes (western spadefoot toad)
Lineage: Eukaryota; Metazoa; Chordata; Amphibia; Anura; Pelobatidae
Source: the annotation of a GenBank genome assembly
AUGAGUCUACCUACAGGGUCCGCCAUCCAUUCCACCACCAUCCUGCAGACACUUAGAGCAGCGGUAGACUAUGUAGUGUUUGUGGAUGGUGUAAUCUGUGUGUUUAGGGAACGUAGUGUAAGUGUAUGGGCUUGAUGGAGAGGAAGGAACCAGCAGAGGAGCAGAUAGAGAGCCUUCCUCUCCAGCUAUACAAGUGUGCCACGGAGAAAGGAGAUCUCUGAUUUCCCUUUCCCACAGCUGUACACAGGGCCAGAUUAAGAGCCCAGUGGGCCUGGUGCUGACACCUAAUUACAAAAUGGUAUUGACCAAAAACACUAAAACAGUCCUACCUCCUAAGAGUCAUGUAUCUGAUGGAGAUGGUGCUGGAGGGAAACUCAUAGGAUGCAGCUAUAAGAAAACACAUACCCUAUGCUAAUCUCACGCUUUCAUCUUUCAAGUAUUCCUAUACCCCUUAAAAGCAGUGUCCAGUAAAGCAGGAAGUCUUUGGAUGGGGUAAAAGGGUGGGCCACUGACACAAAUCACAUAACCAGAACUGCCAAAAGGGGCGAACAUACACUGUAUGUCCCCAUGUCUCCCAGUCCCUUAGUGUCUGUGUCCCCAUGUCUCCCAGUGUCCCCAUGUCACUAGGGGACAUUAAGAGACAUUGGGACACUGGGAGACAUGGGGACACUGAGAUACUAGGGAACACUGGGAGACCUGGGGACACUGGGUGACUUUGAGACAUGAGGGGACACUGGGAGGCAUGGGUCACUGAUAUAUAGGGGACACUGGAUACUUGAUAAAGACCUGGGUACAGGUCAAAAUGUUGCGGUGUCCAAUAAACCUGCCUUAAUCUAUCACAGUGAGUGCCUGAGAUUUUUUCUUUAUACUAGGGGACACUGAGACACUAGGAGACAUGGGGACAUUGAGUCACUGGGAGACUAGGGGACUUUGCUAGACUAGGAAACACUGAGACACUAGGGACAGUGGCACACUACGGACACUGAGAGUCACCAGGGACACAUGGGGAUCUUGAGAUACUGGGGACACUGGCAUGGGCGUCCGCAGGAAUUUUUCCAGGGGGGGGCAUAAUUGUAAUGACAUCCAUGCUUGGUACCUUUUUGACAGUGUCAUUAAAGGGAAGUGGCAUAGCCAUUAUCACAUAAAGCCAGGGUGAAUAGCGUUUUCACAACUGUGGUGUCAGGAAUAUAUGUUUGUAUUCCUGACACUAUAGUCUUCCUUUAAGCAAAAUAAAGGACCAUUCUGGUCACCAUAACAACUUCACCUAAAUGAAAAUGCUAUGAUGCCAGGAAGACCCUGGGUGCUCGCUUUCCUUUAAGGGGUUAAAUCACUCUCAAAUGGUUUAACCCCAAAGGCUUCCUCCAGCUCCAGGUCGCUCAGUGGUAUUUGGCUUCUGAAACAGAGUGUCAGGAAGUGUAGAUUGACGUCAGGCAUGGGUGCCGCUGAUUGGCUAGAGUGGACAGUUGACGCUCUAAGCCAAUCGCUAGUUCCCAGUUCAUAAAAUAUUUUUACUUUUUUAUGAAUGGGGAGCUACUGAUUGGCUUAGAGUGCCAGCUGACCGCUCUAGCCAAUCAGCAACACCCCUACCCAAUGGCACUCUGUGCUUCCUGACACUCAGUAAAUAAAAGUGAACACAUUAAUACUGAUAUUUUUUACCUUUGGAGAUGAGAAGGUCCAGCGUUUCCCUGCCUGGCCCAGGUACCAAAGCCUUAUGAUGUGGUGUCCAGAAUAAAGUGGAGGGUUCACUUCAUUUGUCCUUCCUGCUCCAAUCUCCUUUUCCUCUCCUUCAUUUGACAGUCUUUUUUUAUCUUCUGACACUGUUUUCUAUCCUUGGCCCCUUCUGCUCUUUUACCUUUCUGCUACUUUCUGCUUAUUUUGCGCCCUUCUGCUUCUUUCUCAUUCUGAUCCCUUUCUGCUCCUUGCAGACCCUUUCUGCUCCCUUUUCUACUUUAUCUUUGUGCUCCUUGCUGUUCCUUUGUGCUCCUUCUCCUACUUUACCUUUGUGCUCCUUCUGAUUCUUUCUGCUCCUUUACCUUUGUGCUCCUUCCUUGCAGGCCCUUCCUGCUCUUUGCAUGCCCUUCCUGCUCAUUCUCCUAUUUUACCUUUGUGCUCCUACUGCCCCUUCCAGCUCAUUUUUGACCUUUUCUGCUCCUUCUACUUUACCUUUGUGCUGCUUUACCUUCCAGCUCCUUGCUGACCCUUCCUGUUCAUUUCUGUUCCUUUGUGCUCCUUCUCCUACUUUACCUUUUGUGCUCCUUGCUGUCCCUUCCAGCUCCUUGCUGCCCCUUUCUGCUCCUUGAUGUCCCUUCCUGCUCAUUUCUGUUCCUUCUCCUUUUCUUACUUUACCUUCCUGCUCCUUGCUGACUCUUCAUGUAGGCUGUCUCCCCCAUCCCUUACUUCCAUAGGCGUGUGCAUGGGGUGUGUCGGGUGUGCAUGGGCACACCCUAAUCCCCGCGGCACGCCAAUGGAUUGAGACCGGCAGGGGAGAUCUCUGGGUCUCCCCGGUCGGCUCAUGCAGAGCCGACGCUAUCCGAGCGGCAGCUCCGGUCUAAGCCUCCAUGGGCCGGUGGGGAGAUCAAAGUUCUACCUCACCGGUCCACAGCAGCAUGGAGGGAGGCAGCAGAGAACCCGGGCUAGAGUUCACUCUCCACUGAACCACCAGGGAAGGCAGCAGGACUGGGAUAUUAACUAAUCUGCCCCCACCUCCACCCAAACAUACAGUACACACACAGCACCUACACACAGCACACACACACAUACAUCACCCUCGCUCACACAGCACCCACACACACCCAGCACACUAACAGCAUCCUCACAAACACACAAAACCCACACACAAACAGCACCCUGACAAACACACAACACACUAACAGGACCCGAACAAACACGCACACACAAACACACACAGCACACUACCAGUUCCCACACAAACAGCACCCUCACACACAGCACACUAACAGCACUCUCACAAACACACACAAAAACACCCUCACCCACAUAGCACACUACCAGUAUAUAUAUAUAUAUAUAUAUAUAUAUAUAUACACACACACACAUGCAUAUACAUAUACACACACAUACAUAUACAUAUACACAUGGCGUGUGUUUGUGCUUUAGGGUGCACACCCUAAUGCAAUAGGCUGUGCACACCUAUGCUCACUUCCCUAAUCUAUAGGCUGCCCCCCCAUGCCUCACUCCCCUAAUCUACAGGCUGCUGCCCCCCAGCCUCACUCUCCUAAUCUAUAGGCUGCUGCCCCCCCAGCCUCACUCCCCUAAUCUAUAGGCUGCUGCCCCCCCAGCCUCACUCCCCUAAUCUAUAGGCUGCUGCCCCCCCCAAAAAAAAAAUCUAUAGGCUAUCUCAAACCCUCCUCCCUCCCCCCACUUACCUGAUCUGUAGGCUGUCUCUGGCUGCAUGUGUUGUUCCCCUGCGGUUUCAAUCAGCAGAGAGAAGCAGGGAUAAGAUGCAGCUUCCUAUCCCUGUCUCUCUCUAUACACAGCGCCACCUACUGGCCGGCGCCGGUAUUGCAGUUCAUUUUCAAUCACACGAAAAAUAGCAGAACAAGCUGAAAAAUCCAGGGGGGGGCAAGUGCCCCCUCUUGCCCCCCCCCCUGCGGACGCCCAUGGACACUGGCUGGGAAACAUGGGGACACUGGGAAUGCCCCAUAUCUUCCAAGUCUCAAAGUCGCCCAGUGUCUCCAUGUCUCUCUGUGUCCCCCAGUGUCUCCAUGUCUCUCAGUGUCCCCUAGUGUCUCCAUGUCUCUCAGUGUCCCCUAGUGUCUCCAUGUCUCUCAGUGUCCCCAUGGUGCCCAGUGUCCGCUAGUGUUUGUAUCCCCAUUUCUCCCAGUGUCCAUUAGAGUCUGUGUCCCACGUCUCCCAGUGUCCCGAUGUCACUAGGACACUUAGAGACAUUGGGACACUGUAAGACUUGGGGACACUGAGACACUGGGAAAGACAUGGGGACACUGAGAUACAUGGGCACACUGAGAUACUAGGGCACUCUGAGAGACUGACUAGGGCACUCUGGGAGACUAGGGACACUGAGAGACAUGGGGACACUGAGAGACACCAGGGACACUGGGAGACACGGGACACUGAGACACUAGGUACACUGGCUGGGAGACAUGGGGACACAGGGGCCACUGAGACACUGUGACCCUAGUGUCUCAGGGUCCCCAUGUUCCCCAGUGUCCUUAUGUCUCCCAGUGUCCCAAUGUCUCAGCGUCCCCAAGUCUCUCACCGUCCACAUGUCUCGCAGGCUGGAAACUGCUGUCUGGACUCUCUGUGCAGAGCUGCUCCCCCGCGAUCAGUGAGUAGAGAGAGGUAGGGAGGGAGAUGCUGUAACUUCUUAUCCUUGCCUCUCUCCACACAAACAGCCACCCCUACUGGCCGGCGCUGGUAUUGCAGAAUAAUCUCUGUUUAUACUGAGACAGACAUUUGUAUUGCUGGUAUUACUGCAAUACCGGCACUGGCUAGGCAGCCUCAAAUACCUGAGAAAUACUUCUGAGAAAUACCUGGCAACCAUAAGAAAUACAUGAGAAAUACCUGGCAACCCUAAGAGUAGUGUGUAAAAAAAACAAAAAAACUAUUAUUUGUUUUAAAUCAAUGGGCCUAUCCCAUGGGCCUUGGCCUGGGCUUGGGCCUGGAGCUGCAUCUCCAUCAGCCCCUAUGUUAUUCCCUAUGUUAAUCCAGCCCUGCAUGUAACUAAAUGCACAGACAGCAAGAAUAGCCAUAUACAUAGACAGCAAAGAAUAACUAGAUACACAGACAGCAAAGAAUAACUAGAUACAGAGACAGCAAAAAAUAACUAGAUACACAGGCAGCAAAGAAUAAUUAGAUACAGAGACAGCAAAGAAUAACUAGAUACACAGACAGCAAAGAAUAACUAGAUACAGAGACAGCAAAUAAUUACUAGAUACAGAGACAGCAAAGAAUAACUAGAUACACAAAGACAGCAAAGAAUUACUAGAUACACAGACAGCAAAGAAUAACUAGAUACACACAGACAGCAAAGAAUAACUAGAUACACACAGACAGCAAAGAAUAACUAGAUACACAGACAGCAAAGAAUAACUAGAUACACAGACAGCAAAGAAUAACUAGAUACACAGACAGCAAAGAAUAACUAGAUACACAGGCAGCAAAGAAUAAUUAGAUACAGAGACAGCAAAGAAUAACUAGAUACACAGACAACAAAGAAUAACUAGAUACAGAGACAGCAAAGAAUUACUAGAUACAUAGACAGCAAAGAAUAACUAGAUACACAAACAGCAAAGAAUAACUAGAUACACAAACAGCAAAGAAUAACUAGAUACACACAGACAGCAAAAAAUAACUAGAUACACAGACAGCAAAAAAUAACUAGAUACACAGACAGCAAAGAAUAACUAGAUACACAGACAGCAAAGAAUAACUAGAUACACAGACAGCAAAGAAUAAUUAGAUACACAGAGAGCAAAGAAUAACUAGAUACACAGACAGCAAAGAAUAACUAGAUACACAAACAGCAAAGAAUAACUAGAUACACAGACAGCAAAGAAUAACUAGAUACAAAGACAGCAAAGAAUAACUAGAUACACAGACAGCAAAGAAUAACUAGAUACAAAGACAGCAAAGAAUAACUAGAUACACAGACAGCAAAGAAUAACUAGAUACAGAGACAGCAAAGAAUAACUAGAUACACACAGACAGCAAAGAAUAACCAGAUACAAAGACAGCAAAGAAUAACUAGAUACACAGAGACAGCAAAGAAUAACUAGAUACACAGACAGCAAAGAAUAACUAGAUACACAGAGACAGCAAAGAAUAACUAGAUACAAAGACAGCAAAGAAUAACUAGAUACAGAGACAGCAAAGAAUAACUAGAUACAGAGACAGCAAAGAAUAACUAGAUACAGAUACAGCAAAGAAUAACUAGAUACACAGACAGCAAAGAAUAACUAGAUACAAAGACAGCAAAGAAUAACUAGAUACACAGACAGCAAAGAAUAACUAGAUACACAAAGACAGCAAAGAAUUACUAGAUACAGAUACAGCAAAUAAUAACUAGAUACAGAUACAGCAAAGAAGAACUAGAUACACAGACAGCACAGAGUAACUAGAUACAGAGACAGCAAAGAAUAACCAGAUAAAGAGACAGCAAAGAAUAACUAGAUACACAGACAGCAAAGAAUAACUAGAUACACACAGACAGCAAAGAAUAACUAGAUACACACACAGCAAAGAAUAACUAGAUACACAGACAGCAAAGAAUUACUAGAUACAGAGAAAGAGCAAAGAAUAACUAGAUACACAACAAAGAAUGUGUGAACAAGUGUGUGACUGGGUUUUUGUAUGUGACUGUGAUUGUGGCUGCAGGUGUGUGUAUGUCACUGUGAUUGUGAUUGUGUGUCUAUUUAUGUGGGGGAUGUAUGUUCUAGAGCAGGGCUGCCCAACAGGUAGACCCCCAAAGCUAUAAUAACCUUCACAGUUCAGACCCCAAUGCCUUACGACUAACAUUGUAAAAACUUUCACCCACGCUCACUGGGAAACUCAAUCAUCCUAUCAUCAUUAAUCAUCAACAACACAGCUGAAUAAAAUUCUGUGAAAUAAAAAUAAAUAAAUAAAAAAGUUUAACGCAGAAUUAAAGAUUUACACAUGUUUCCCAACACUGGCUGUUUGUGGGUUGAUUCUUAAGAAAAAUAUAUUGCAAUAUAUCACAAGUGCAAAAAUGCACCCAAAUAAUACAAACAAAAAUAGCCAAUUGUUGCACACUAUAUAAACGCUGCCCUGGGCUGUGUGUCCUGGAGACUGACUCACUGAGUGACCACGGACGGCUUUCUGAAGGUUAUCCUUACACUUGGGGUGAGCUCAGUGGUAGCCGCUGCUUAUCUACCCACAAUUCCUGAGACUAAUCAGAACAUAUCAGCCCUGGCAAUAGCCUGCACUGACUACUACAACAAUGGAUCCAGUGAGGGCUCAAUCUUCCAGCUAGAUGGCACCGAACAUGGAACAUUAAUAGUAAGUAUCGUGACUGGUCUAUAGUAUACACUGCACCAUACAAUAUACUAAUGCUGUAACAAAGUAACAGAGACAAAUAGGAAGAGACAAAGACAGGGACAACACAUGAACAAAUAAAGACACAGAUAGCGAGAACAGACCAAAAAAUGGUCACCAAUAGCAAAGACAGUUAGAAAAGACAACGACAGACAGUGACACAGAUAGCAAGUACAGACAGAUAUGUAACUAGAUAAACAGACAGAUAUCGAAUGAUAGAUUAUAUCCAUUAUAUAAUAAUAUUAUAGAAUAACCAUUAUCAUUACAUGUGACCUGCGUACUGAGCCUACUAGUCCAGAUUCUUCAUUUAUUUCAUGAAUAGGACAAAGAUCUGACCUUCCAACAGCUCACUUUCAUAAUAAAGGAAACACAGUGUAAGAAAUCAGAGGAAAACAUCAACAAGCCGUGUGCUUUCAAAGAGGACGGAGUAAGUUACCUGCUCUUAUUAUCAACACUGAGAAAUUACCAAACCUCUUAUAAUUCCAUAAUUUGGAGAAAUUGUGAAACAAAUAUAAAAGAAACAAUUUUUUUAAUAAAAAUAAAAUAAAAUACUUAUUCUGUAAAGAAAAAAUAAUCGCACAUUAAUUUCAAAGUGAGCAGAAUGCCACUUACUAAAUAGGAGAACAGAAUCUUAAAGGGGAACUCCAUAUAAUUGUUAAUAUUAUUAUUAUUAAUUGUUAACUCAUCCCUUUAUUAAACUAAUAUGCAUUUGGGAAGUUUGAAAAAUAAAUGGAAAUUUAGAAAUUCACAAAAAGUAGAUAAAUACAGUUACAAACAAAAUAUGAGAUGAUUUCUAGAAUUAUAGAAAUAGAUUGUUAAAAUAUAUUCCUAGAUACAAUCAGAAAUAAGUGCAUAUUAUUGUUAUAAGUAAGCUUGUCUAAGCAGAGCCCUUCUCAGCUCUUGUUCCCAUUUGCCAAAUAUGUUUUAUCAAUAAUUCUCAUAUGUUUCAUUAACUAUUGAUCAACGCUGCAGAAUAUUUUGGCUUCUUAAUAAGUAUUAUAAUUUUAGUAAAUACAAGACAGAAAAGUGUUCCUUUCUCCUGUACUAACAAAAUAAUAAAUAUAAGUCUCUUCCUGCCCUUAUUUCCGAAAUAUUUAGCAUAGGUCAGGGCUGUCCAACCUUGGCUAAUCCAAGGGCCACAUGCAAAGUUAUAAAUUCAUGACAUACCUUAUAGUAUUUGUUAAUAAAGAGCAUUAAUUUUUUUAUGAAUACAUACUUCUUAAUGCAAUAGUUGUCAAACAUAACUGGUGACAAAUAUAAGCAUGUUUUGUCUUUUCAUGUCUUGAAUAUAUGUAUGUAUUUGUGUGUAGUGUUGGCAUUUGAAUGCAGUUUUAUGUUUGUAUGUACAUGUGUUUAGUGUUUGUGUUUGAAUAUAGAGUUGGUGUUUAAUUGCUGGCAUGUAUGCAAAUACACUGCCCCGCACAUCCACACUGAAACAUACCUUGACACAUACACUCACACUGACACACACAGAUACACACUGACACAUACACACAGAUGCAUACACACAUAGAUACAUACACACACACUGACACACAUACAUAUUAAAUCACACACUAGCACACAGAGAUACACACUGACUUACACACAUAGAUACACAUUGACACAUCCACACACACAUAUACACUAGCACAUAUUCAAACAGAUACAUACACACUGACACACAAAUACACACACAGAUACACACUGACUCAUACACACAGAUACAUACACACACACACUAAAAUAUACAGAUAUACACUGACUCAUACACACACUUACACACUGUAACGAGAAUAUACCCCUACACGCAGGAUCCAGCUAAACAGAGGCAAAUACAGAGGAGAGAUACGUCUACCGGACCUUAGAAUGGCCGGACUCGACGUAUAUGAGAGGAGACAGAGCCAGGAACAAACCGAGGUCAAGGGCACAGAGAGACAGCAUAAACUAGGACAAGCCGGGGUCUGGUACACGGAAAACAGCAAGCCGGCAAACAGUACAGAUAAGGAUAAAGCGAAAACGAAGUCAGAAUACGAAGCCAAAGUCAAUACGAGAAAACACAACUGAACACCACAAGCGCUAAAGGGAACUGAAACAGAAACCACGAUAGGGCAACGAGCUAAGGGAAAAAGGUAAGUUUAAAUAGCUUUUAAACGAAAGUGAUUGGCUCCUGUCACUUCCACACCCCCUAUAGGUAAUUGUAUAGGGAGUGUGGUAUGACAGGAGCCAAUGGGAGCCUUUUGGCAAUUAGGCUCCCACUGUCUCUUUAAGAGCGCGCCCGAGACUCGCGGCGCGCUCUUAGUUUCAGGCGGGACACGUGACCGCUUCACGCGGUCACUGCCCGCCUUCCAUCUGAAGCAGUCGGAUGAGCCGCGCGCGGCUCGUGCAGCCGCAGGACCGCGCGCGGCUUGAAGAGAGGACCGCGACCGGCCCCCGGUUAAGGUAAGUAACGCUACAGUACCCCCCCCUGAGGACACGCCCCCCGGGCGGGUAGGACCAGGCCUGGCAGGAAAACGAGAAUGGAAAGAGCGCACAAGACGGGGAGCAUGGACAGCAUCAGCCGAAAUCCAACUGUGCUCCUCAGGCCCAUAACCCUUCCAAUGUACCAAGUACUGAAGUCGACCCCUAAGGAAACGAGAGUCAAGAACAGCAGACACUUCAAACUCCUCAUGACCCUCCACCGAGAUAGGAGGGGGAGGAGGAGUAUGCCGGGUAUAGCGGUUGCGUACGAAAGGUUUCAACAAUGAGGUGUGAAAAACAUUAGGAAUACGUAGAUUCUUAGGCAGGCCUAAGGCAUAAGAAACAGGAUUAACCUUAUGUAUAAUACGAUAAGGUCCAAUGAAGCGGGGAGCCAAUUUCAUAGAAGGCACCCGGAGACGAAUAUUCCGCGUGGAAAGCAAAACCCUGUCCCCCACAACAUAGGACGGAGCUGCUCUGCGAUGCUUGUCAGCCUGAGCCUUCUGGCGAGUAGCAGAGUCCACCAAAGAACGCUGAACCUGCUCCCAAGUAUUACGCAAACCAGCCAAAUGCUCAUCCAGAACUGGCAUGCCCUGUGAGGAGAAUGCAGCCGGAAGAACAACGGGAUGCUGGCCAUAGACAACGUAAAAAGGGGUCUUGCCGGAAGAAUCAUGAGUGGCGUUAUUCCGAGCAAAUUCAGCCCAAGGAAGCAGGUCAGACCAAUUGUCCUGAUGGUGAGACACAAAACAACGGAGGUAUUGCUCCAGAGACUGGUUGGCACGUUCAGCAGCCCCAUUAGACUGGGGAUGAUAAGCGGAAGAAAAUGAGAGAGAAAUACCCAUUUCUGAACAAAAGGCCCUCCAGAACCUGGAAAUAAAUUGGCUACCCCUAUCGGAUACAAUAGAUACGGGAAUCCCAUGUAAUCGAAAUACUUCUCUAGCGAAGAUAUGAGCCAGUUCCUUGGAUGUGGGCAACUUGCGAAGAGACACGAAGUGAGCCAUUUUGGAGAACCGAUCCACUAUCAUCAGGAUUACUGUGUUACCAUUUGAAGGGGGUAAUUCAACAAUAAAAUCCAUGGAAAGGUUAGACCAAGGUCUCUCGGGAACGGGUAACGGAUGCAACAGCCCACAAGGAACUCUACGGGAGGAUUUCAUACAGGCACAAGUAGUACAAGCACUUAUAUAGUCAGUGACAUCCUUUCGUAAGGAAUCCCACCAAAAAUACCGAGAAACAGCUGACACCGUUUUGGAAAUACCAGGAUGUCCAGCAGUCUUAGUAUCAUGAUAUAAUGACAUAAUAUCCCGUCUCUCAGGAACAUCAACGAACAGUUUAUCAUUAGGCCUCUCGCUAGGUGCCAUGCUUUGUUUCGCUUGUAUGGCCUGCAAGAGGGACGAGGAAAUAGACAAAAUAGUAGUAGCUAUUAUCCUGUCUGGGGGAAUGACAGGAGUAACAUCAAUCUCCUGUUUGUCAGUAGUUUCGAACUGUCUGGACAGAGCGUCUGCUUUAGUGUUGCGAUCACCUGGCCUAUAGGUGAUAAUAAAAUUGAAACGGGACAAAAAUAGUGACCACCUAGCCUGCCUGGAAGACAAUCUUUUGGCUUCGCUAAGGUAGGAUAGGUUCUUGUGAUCCGUAAAAAUGAGGAUAGGAUCCUUAGUUCCUUCUAACAAAUGUCUCCACUCUUUAAGUGCUAAAAUAAUAGCAAGGAGUUCGCGAUUACCCACAUCAUAAUUUUUCUCUGCUUUGGACAUUUGUUUAGAAAAGAAGCCGCAUGGAUGCAAUGGCUUUUCAGGCGACUCUCUUUGGGAUAAGACAGCACCUACCCCAAUAUCCGAAGCAUCAACUUCAAGAAUAUAGGGCAGUGAGGGGACAGGAUGCUGUAAAAUAGGUGCAGAGGCGAACGUAGUUUUAAGAAAUUCAAAAGCCUGAAGUGCCUCGGUAGACCAAACACGAGUAUUGCCAUCCUUUUUAGUCAUACGGGUAAUAGGUGCUACAAUGGACGAGAAACCUUUGAUAAAACGUCUAUAAUAAUUGGAGAACCCAAGAAAACGCUGAAUAGCUUUCAGACCUUGCGGUAGAGGCCAUUCUAUUACAGCAGCAAGCUUCUGGGGAUCCAUACGAAAACCUUUAGCGGAAAUCAAAUACCCCAAGAACUGGACUUCGGUUUGGUCAAACAGACAUUUUUCUAGCUUGCAAUAAAGACCAUUAGCAAGAAGGGUCUUCAAAACUGUCGUAACAUGUCUGUGAUGAGUGUGUAUAUCUGUAGAAUAUAUUAAAAUGUCGUCCAAGUAUACGAUAACAAAUGUGUGAAUAAAAUCUCUUAAGACAUCAUUAAUAAAUUCUUGGAAUACUGCUGGGGCAUUGCAAAGCCCAAAUGGCAUAACAGUAUAUUCGUAAUGACCGGAUCUAGUGUUGAAUGCAGUCUUCCAUUCGUGAUUUUCCUUUAUACGUAUCAAAUUGUAUGCACUCCUAAGGUCUAAUUUAGUGAACACAGUGGCAUGUUUCAGCCUGUCAAAUAAUUCUGUAAUUAAAGGUAUAGGGUAUGCAUUUUUGAUAGUGAUUUUGUUUAGACCUCUAUAAUCUAUACACGGUCUUAAAUCACCUUCUUUCUUCGAUACAAAGAAGAACCCUGCUCCAGCUGGAGAAGAGGAUCUCCUAAUAAACCCCUUUUCUAGUGAAUCCUUAAUAUACUCCUCCAUGACACGGUUUUCUUGAACCGAUAAGGGGUACACCCUGCCCUUUGGAGGUAUAGUGCCAGGCAACAAGUCAAUAGCGCAAUCAUAGGGUCUGUGAGGCGGUAAUUUCUCAGCCUCCCUUUUAUCGAAAACAGUCUUUAGAGAUAAAUACUGAGGGGGUAUAACCGUAGACAAAGGAGGACUGGUAGGUACCUCAAUAGAAUUCAAAGGUGUGACUUCCAACGUACAAGACUCGUGGCAGGCCUCACUCCAUGAUUUUAUUUGCCCUGUCUCCCAGUCAAAAAUGGGAUUGUGAGCACGUAACCAUGGAUACCCUAAUACUAACUGUGAAGAGGGAGAGGUGAUGACCUGGAAUCGAAUGGUUUCAUAGUGUAAAACCCCUGUGUACAUGUGUAAUGGUACAGUCUCAUGAGUAACAACUGGAGAACUUAAUGGUCUACCAUCUAUGGCCUCAACGGCCAAGGGUAUCUCCUUCUCUCUGAUGGGAAUGUUGUUUCUCUUUAUAAAGCCAGAGUCUAUAAAAUUUUCAGCUGCCCCAGAGUCAACCAGAGCAUAUAUGUUGUCAACUAUACAAAUCUCUCCCAUAUAUAAAGAAACCGGGAGAAGCAAGCGGUUAGGAGGCAAUUUAGGAGACUUAGAUAUCACACCCAAGGCCAGUCCCCUAUAAGGUCUUAGGUGCGAGAGUUUUCCGGGAGUAAAGGACAUUCCUUUACCAUAUGGUCUCUCCUACCACAGUAUAGGCAGAGUCCCUCCCUUCUCCUAUGUAAUUUCUCAGUAUCAGAGAGUUUGGCAACCCCUAAUUGCAUAGGUUCCUCCUCAGACACUUUAACACUCUCUGGUAUAUUAACUCUGGGGUUAAUGGGUGUAACAAAACGUCUAUUCCUGUUCUUGGUAUAGAGCCUGUCACGAAUUCUAUUAUCUAUAUCAAUGAGGUAAUCGAUAAGGUCCUCUAAGGCAAUAGGAAGCUCCUUAGCUGCUACCUCAUCCAAUAUCGUAUCUGACAAACCUUCCAUAAAGGCAGUAGUUAACCCAUUGUUGGUCCAAUCUACCUGCGAAGCAAGAGUGCGAAACUGAAUAGCAUAAUCAGCCACAGACCUAGAACCCUGUUUAAUUCUCAUUAAUGCUCUCGCGGCAUUCUUUGACCUUUUCAUUGUGUCAAAAGUUCUACGAAAAGCCGUAAGAAAACUGUUGAAAUCAUGCACCAUAGGUCCAUUAGCUUCCCAAAUAGGAUUUGCCCACUCAAGUGCCUUAUCGGUGAGUUGGUGCAUAAAGAACCCAACCUUAGACCUCUCUGUGGGAAAUGAGCGUGGAUACAUUUCGAAGUGGAAUUCAAUUUGAUUAAUAAACCCUCUGCAAGUCUUAGAGUCCCCUCCAUACCUAGGAGGAGGUGUUAAAUGGGCCGAAGUAUUAGGCAAAGUAGAUACUUCAGGGAGAAGGGGCGUAGGAGGGUUAGGUGUGGUUGCUGGAACGGUUCUAGCUAGGAGCGUCUGGAGAGCCUGAGCUAUCUGAUCCAUACGGUGAUCCUGCUCUACAAAUCUUGCCUCAUGGGACGCCAUCUGUUGAGCUAAAUCUGCGGGGUCCAUGGCCCUAUCGUAAUGUAACGAGAAUAUACCCCUACACGCAGGAUCCAGCUAAACAGAGGCAAAUACAGAGGAGAGAUACGUCUACCGGACCUUAGAAUGGCCGGACUCGACGUAUAUGAGAGGAGACAGAGCCAGGAACAAACCGAGGUCAAGGGCACAGAGAGACAGCAUAAACUAGGACAAGCCGGGGUCUGGUACACGGAAAACAGCAAGCCGGCAAACAGUACAGAUAAGGAUAAAGCGAAAACGAAGUCAGAAUACGAAGCCAAAGUCAAUACGAGAAAACACAACUGAACACCACAAGCGCUAAAGGGAACUGAAACAGAAACCACGAUAGGGCAACGAGCUAAGGGAAAAAGGUAAGUUAAAUAGCUUUUAAACCAAAGUGAUUGGCUCCUGUCACUUCCACACCCCCUAUAGGUAAUUGUAUAGGGAGUGUGGUAUGACAGGAGCCAAUGGGAGCCUUUUGGCAAUUAGGCUCCCACUGUCUCUUUAAGAGCGCGCCCGAGACUCGCGGCGCGCUCUUAGUUUCAGGCGGGACACGUGACCGCUUCCAUCUGAAGCAGUCGGAUGAGCCGCGCGCGGCUCGUGCAGCCGCAGGGCCGCGCGCGGCUCGAAGAGAGGACCGCGACCGGCCCCCGGUUAAGGUAAGUAACGCUACACACACAUAGAUACACAUCGACUCAUAUAUACACACAGAUAACACAUACACACAUUUACACACAUAAAACAAAGAUCACAAUUUACAGAGUUUAACCACCUCCUGCUUCCAUACCUGUUUGGUGCAGGGGGAGGCAUACCUAGAGUCCAGUGGUAUCUGGCUGGGUCUGAUGGGUGCCGGGUCCAAACUCCAUGCUCUCUCUCUUCGUUUCCUCCCCGCUCUCCCUCUCCCGUGUGGCUCAUUGGUAAACUAGGAAGAAGUGCAUUGUUCUUGCUUCCUCCCAGCACGGAGGCUUCACACAGACCAGGGGGCCUGGAUACACUGUUAAACGGCCACACCCCUGUUCAAAGAUGGCCAUUGGUUGGCCCUAGGUGCAUGGGCUAGCUGAUGGGCCCCUUGAGCUUGCAGGAGGUUGUUCCACCAAAACCCACAAGUGGACCAAUGGCGGCCACCAUGGUUGCCUACUGGGUAGUCCAGUUCUGAAGCAAACAACAAACAUAUUCAUUCUGUCAGGAAAACACACUGUCCCAAAUCAUCCUAUUAGAAAGCUCUUCAUGUCUCAGUGCCUGCCCUGUCCUUGUAUUUACUGUGUUAUAACUGUGUCUCCAACAUAGGUGGUAAAGCAGUGCGCAGCAUCCAUUUUCCCUGGAGACGGAGAGAGGAAAAUUCUCGUUACAUGCAACACUUUGUAUCAAAACGUACGUUUCUCUGUUACAUAAAGCGAAGUAUAGUUAGGAUGACUGGAGCUUGGUUUAGUUAGGAUAAUUGGAGCUUGGAUUAUAGACUAUACAAUUUACAUUAUGAUACAAUCUCAUUUCUAAGGGAUUCCUUUACAAGUUCAAUUGAUUAGAAUUUGGCAAUAUGUCUGUUCUUUUACCAGACAUGGCCUGCAGGUUAGGACAUCACAGGUGGGACUCUUACUGCGGAGGAGGGGGUUAUGGCUGAGCCUUAUGAGAGUAGAACCAGAAGGAUGAUUUAUGGAUUGAUUGGUGGUAGUAGGCAGGUUAACAGUCGCCGGACAUCUUCCGUAGCCUGGGCAGAUCCAGAUUAUGUGAGGGUUAUCUGUGUUACAAAAAAAUACUUCAAAGUAACAAAUGAUGACAAGUAACAAAAUUUAUAUGAGAAAAUGUCUCCGCGCGUUGGGACGUGUGCACGCCAUGCCUUCUUCAAGAUGAUUGCCUAGUGUAAUCACCAACAGUAACCAAACACUCUCACAGUGGCAGUGUAAUGAUAUUGAUGUUACAAAGUUUUGGAGUCCAGUAGCCAGAUCAGCAAUGUUUUCUGCCAGAGGUAGCCACUCGUUACCCAGGUGGUUGAGCCCCUGAGCCUUGAGUGGCCUUCUGGUCUUAAGCAGAGAUGGGAGACUGGAACAGAAAGAUGAUAAUCGUAGUGAGGCAAGCCGAGGUCAGUGGGAAGGAGAAGCAGCAAAGUCAAAACAGUCCAAAUUCAGCAACAGGAAGGAGAAACAGGAACACGCUUGAUUAGAGAGUACAGGAACCACAAUAAUCUGGCAAAGGUACAGAGACAGGAAGUGGCUUUUAUAGGCCAAGAACCAGACACCUGACCAGACACAGCUGAAGAGAGUUGUCACUGAUAACCUUGACUCUACAAGCAAUGGUAUCAGAUCUCAGGUUAAUUUGCAAAAGGCAGGCUGGUGUACUGGUAAGGAAGAGGUUUAGCACCAUGUAAACCAGGGUUCGAAACCCAGCAGAGUCAGUUCCUCACAUUACCUCCACCUCUACAGGUGCAGCCUCUGGAUGCACUAUUUCCUGGUUUAGCAGGGUACUGUGCAUGGAAAGACUGAAGAAGAUCAGGAGCAUGAAUAUUGUCCACUGGUUCCCACAAUCUAUCCUCCUCACCAUAGCCUUUCCAAUGAACCAAAUAUUGAAGCUUGUUGCAGAAGAUCCUGGAGUCAAGAAUUUUUUCCACCUUGUAUUCAUCUUCACCAUCCACGAGGACUGGUGGUGGAGCAGGCAAGGCUCGACCAGGGAAAGUAUUUUCAUGAAAAGGUUUAAGCAAUGCCACGUGAAACACCGGAUGUAUUUUCAUGGAAUCCGGAAGUUGCAGACGGAAGGUGACUGCAUUGAUCUGAGCGAUUAUCUCAAAAGGUCCCAUGAACUUUUGACCCAAUUUAUGAGAAGGAAUCCUAAGCUUAAGAUUCUUUGUUGACAGCCAAACCUUGUCACCAACAUGAUAAACUGGGGCUUCCUUUCUGUGCCUAUCAGCAGCUCUUUUGUAACAUUCCUGAGCCUCCGAAAGAGUCUCCUUCAACAGUUCUUGGGAAUCUCGUAAGGCGGUUAGCCGGUCAGUGACUGCAGGAAUGGGAGUAGUAAUUGGGAGACUCACUAGAAAGGUUGGAUGGUAACCAUAAUUGGCAAAAAAUGGGCUCAGAGAAGUGGAGCAGUGUUGGGCAUUGUUAUAGGCAAACUCCGCCAUGGGUAGAAAAUCCAGCCAGUCAUCCUGCAGGUAACUAAUAUAGCACCGCAAAUAUUGUUCUAAAGUCUGGUUGGUUCGCUCAGUCUGUCCAUUACUUUGUGGAUGAAAGGCUGAAGACAGAUUUACAUUAAUACCUAGAAUAGAACAAAAAUAUUUCCAAAAAUGAGAUGUAAACUGCACUCCCCUGUCAGAAAUUACUUCAUCAGGCACUCCAUGCAAGCGAAAUAUUUCCCGAAUAACAAGGUCAGCAGUCUGUUUAGCUGAAGGGAGACCAUGAGCUGGUAUGAAAUGACUCAUCUUAGUUAACCGGUCCACAACAACAAGAAUGGUAGUGUGUUCCUUAGAGGGAGGUAGUUCCACAAUAAAGUCCAUGGAUAUAGAUCCCCAGGGAACGAUGAGGAAUCGGAAGAGGCUGAAGCAAGCCAACAGGGGAUGAGCGAGGAGUCUUAUGUCUGGCACAUACAUCACAAGAGGACACAUACUUCUUAACAUCCUCAUAAUAUUUAGGCCACCAAAAGGAUCGGGUAAGUAGUUCUUGUGUCUUUCGGAUUCCUGGAUGACCUGCUGGUUUAGAGUCAUGGUAGAGGCGUAAAACGUCCAGUCGCACUGAUUCUGGAACAAACAGACGUUGUUGAAAAAUCCAAAACCCAUUAAGCAUGGUCAUGUGAAGAUCACGAGGAGGAUCACGAAAAAAAUGGAUCUUUAGAGUAGCCCUUUUUAAUGCGAGACAUUAGAUCAGAAGGAAAGGUAACUCCUAAAAAUCUGCUCUCCGGCAAGAUGGUGGCCUUGGUUACUGUAGUAUGGAGGGGGACAGCUAUCCUAGACAAGGCAUCCGCCUUGCCAUAUCUGGAACCAGGGCGGUAUGAAAUAAAAAAAUUAAACCUUGAGAAAAAUAGGGACCAGCGUGCUUGUCUGGCUGACAGUCUCUUAGCGGAUUGGAUACAUUCCAGAUUUUUGUGAUCUGUGAGGACAGUAAUUGGAUGGGUGGCUCCCUCCAAGAGAUGUCUCCAUUCGGUGAAGGCAGCUUUUAUAGCCAAAAGUUCUUUAUUCCCUAUGUCAUAAUUUCUUUUUGCUGGUAACAUCUGGCGGGAAUAGAAGGCACAUGGAUGUAACAACAUCUUAGGUCCAGUCCUUUGAGACAGUAUAGCCCCAACAGCUGAAUCAGAAGCAUCUACCUCUACAGUAAAUGGCAAUUCUGGCUGAGGAUGUACCAAGAUAGGGGCAGAUGUAAACAGAGUCUUUAAUCUGGAAAAUGCAGUGUCAGCCUUAUUGGACCACUGAAAAGGAGUCCCUUUACGUGUAAGUUCAGUGAUCGGUGUAAUAACGGCAGAGAAAUUCUUAAUGAAACGCCUGUAAAAAUUGGCAAACCCCACAAAUCUCUGUAUAUCUUUUUCAUUCUUGGGGAUGGGCCAGUCCAGCACAGCUUUAAUUUUACUUGCGUCCAUACUUAAACCUUUAGGAGUUAUUACAUACCCCAGGAACUGAAUUUCUGUUUGUUCAAACUCACAUUUUUCCAGUUUAAUGUAUAGGUGGUGGGUACGAAGGCGCUCAAGAACAAUGCAGACCUGUUUUCUGUGAUUUUCAAGAUUAUCAGAAAAUAUCAGGAUAUCAUCCAAAUAUGCCACAACAAACUGAUCCAGGAGAUCCCGUAGUACAUCAUUGAUUAGAUGCUGAAAAGUUGCAGGGGCAUUACAAAGCCCAAAUGGCAUUACUAGAUAUUCGUAAUGUCCGUACCUGGUUCUGAAAGCUGUUUUCCAUUCAUCAUUUGGUCUUAUGCGAACCAGAUUAUAUGCCCCCCGUAGAUCAAGCUUCGUAAAUAUUUUAGCUGAACGAAGUCUCUCCAGAAGUUCAGGAAUGAGAGGCAAGGGAUAACGGUUUUUAACAGUGAUUUUAUUAAUGUCCCUGUAAUCGACACAUGGCCGUAGACUGCCAUCUUUCUUUUCUACAAAGAAUAUAGGAGCUCCUGCUGGAGAAGUGGAUGGUCGAAUAAAGCCUUUGGCAAGAUUUUCUUGUAUGUAUUCACGAAGUGCUUUCAAUUCAGGCUCAGAAAGGGAGUAUAUACGGCCAAAUGGGAUAGCAGCUCCGGGUAGCAGCUCUAUGGGGCAAUCAUAAGGCCUGUGAGGUGGAAGCUGAUCAGCAUUCUUCUUAUCACAGACAUCUGCAAAAUCCCGAUAUUGUAGCGGAAGCUCAGUUAAGUUUGUAGCAACCAUUUCAUUAAUUGUUAUGGUAACAGGUGUCGCCUUAGAGGGUUGACAAUUCAUUAAGCAGUUUUCUGAAGGAAAGGACAAAGUUCUAGUCUUCCAAUCAAUCUGUGGGUUAUGCAGAGCAAGCCAGGGUAUACCCAAAAUCACUGGAAACUGUGUUGAGGAAAUUAGGUGGAAAGAUAUAGACUCAUGGUGAUUCACUUCCAGAAGGGCACAGUCUCAUGUGUAACCGGGCCUGACGUAAGUGGAGAACCGUCUACUGUUUCCAUUAACACAGGUGAAGAUUUAGGGAUAGACUGAAUUUUAUUUCCUGCUGCAAAUUUAAUGUCCAUAAAGUUUCCGCCUGCUCCGGAAUCUAUCAUAGCUGUAGUUGAAAUUUUAUUAUCACCAUAUUGCAAAGUGAUAGGCACCACCAAAUGAGGAUGUUGAGUCAUCAUACCUUCUUCACCCUGAGCCAGAGAAAACAAGGGUUGUGUGACAGAAUCCAGUUGGUCUGAAAUCUGGGAUUGGUGUUGAAUCUGUGCACCCUCAGCAGUCAUAGCUAUUGUUCUUUUAGACUUGUUAGGGCAAUUGAUGGCAUAAUGCCCUGCACUACCACAAUACAGGCAUAAGUUGUGAGUGCGUCGCCACUGUUUUUCUUCAUUGGAUAAUGGCCCUCUUAUUAGAUCUACCUGCAUAGCCUCAGGUUCAGAGUCUGUAGGUGUUUGUGGGGUCGGAGUAGAAAUUCUUGAAUAGAAAGUAGGAGUAGCACUUGGUUUAAAAGAGCCCUGUCUUUCCAAUCUUCUUUCUGAAAGUCUCCGAUCAAUACGGAUAGCCAACCGCACAAAUGCAUCAAACUCAACAGGAAGAUCAACACGAGCUAGCUCAUCUUUUAUAGCUUCUGAGAGACCCCUUCUGAAGUGGAACCUCUGGGCUGAUUGGUUCCAAGUAGUAUCAGUAACCCACUGUCUGAAUUCAGCAGCAUAUUCAGCCACAGAGCGCCUCCCUUGAUGUAAAUGAAGGAGAGUGGCUUCUGCUGUAGCACAGCGAUUGGGAUCAUCAAAAACAUGGCCUCAAGAAAGUCUUUUAAAUUUCCCAAGACUGGACUGUCCUGUUCCAGAAAAGGGGAGCCCCAGGCCAGGGCUUCAUCUUUGAAGAGGGAAAAAAUAAAUCCCACCUUCUCUCUUUCAGAUGGAAAACGGUUAGGUAACAUCAUGAAAUGCAAACGGCAUUGAUUUAGGAAACCCCUAAAUUGUUUGCGGUCUCCUCUAAAUUUUUCUGGUAGAGGCAAGCGGGCAUCUUGUGCAGGUGUAACAGUAGUAGUAGCAGCAGCCGCAACAUCAUGUGCCCUGUAGCUGGUAAGCUCACUAUGCAUUGAUCGAACUUCAUUUUGCAGUUCAGCUACCUGAUCCUGCAGCACUUGAAUGGUCUGUGCCUGGGUCUGCAUAGUUCUUGCAUUAAAAGCAACCUGCUGGGCCAAUGCAGAAUCUGAUCCGACGGUCUCCAUGAAUGGGCCAGAUUAUUCUGUAAUGAUAUUGAUGUUACAAAGUUUUGGAGUCCAGUAGCCAGAUCAGCAAUGUUUUCUGCCAGAGGUAGCCACUCGUUACCCAGGUGGUUGAGCCCCUGAGCCUUGAGUGGCCUUCUGGUCUUAAGCAGAGAUGGGAGACUGGAACAGAAAGAUGAUAAUCGUAGUGAGGCAAGCCGAGGUCAGUGGGAAGGAGAAGCAGCAAAGUCAAAACAGUCCAAAUUCAGCAACAGGAAGGAGAAACAGGAACACGCUUGAUUAGAGAGUACAGGAACCACAAUAAUCUGGCAAAGGUACAGAGACAGGAAGUGGCUUUUAUAGGCCAAGAACCAGACACCUGACCAGACACAGCUGAAGAGAGUUGUCACUGAUAACCUUGACUCUACAAGCAAUGGUAUCAGAUCUCAGGUUAAUUUGCAAAAGGCAGGCUGGUGUACUGGUAAGGAAGAGGUUUAGCACCAUGUAAACCAGGGUUCGAAACCCAGCAGAGUCAGUUCCUCACAGGCAGUCAUUAACUGUCAGGCAGCAAGAAUCAUGAUAGGGCAUCAAGCAAUGAAAGCAGGGGCUUAUUAAAGGGUGCAUCACAAUUGCAUAGUGUCAUCAAUGUGGGACCAACACUAGCAGGAAAUCUAUAAUCACAAGGCUGCAGCAGGGGUCGCCCUAUGAUUAUGAUGAAAAUUCGUUAGUAUAUAAGGCAGAAUGUGUGUUUCCUGUGCCUUUAAGAACGCAUAAAAGAUGCACAGCAUUGCUAUGGAUACACAGCAUCCUUGUGGCCUUGUGCUCAAGAUAAUCUAUCUUGUGGGCAUCGCACAGUUUUCCUCACUAUGGAAACGAUGUACGUUGCCCAGCAGAGAAGGGACAAAAGAGAAUAUUAUGUGUUAAAUCAUUCAGAAACAGGGUAUUAGGGUGUCCACCUAUAUUCCUUUAUUAAAUAAGCCCCACCGAUUUCCUACAGCAGGUGGGGGUUCUGUAAAGUCAUCCACAGUUUUAAAUGGAUAUCGGAUGGGGACAUUUCGGGGGAGAGUUUGUGCGCCCACAUUAUUUAACAGGUCUUUCUUGCGACUAGGCAGCAAAACAGCCCAGCGACUGCCCGGUCACUACUUUUACAAAUGUUGUAGAUAUGCCCCCACCUGGCACAUGGCAGGUGGGGGCACAUGGAGGUUUAUUUUUCACCCCCAUAGGCCUUUUUAUAUAUAUUUUUUUACAGUUUUACUGAGGCUGUUGUCUAGCAAGUCCUAAUCAGCCUCCACUUAAUUAAACGUCUUAGUAUAAAGGGUUAUUAGCCAUUUGCCACUGGCCCAGAUUAGCGUUUGUGCUCAGAUUCUGUCUCGCAGCAUUCAGUCAGUUUGAAAUCGGACCUAAUUCACGCCCCUUCAGUGCCAGACAUGGUUAAAUAACGUGAGCAAUUUUCAUAUUUUGCAGUUUUGCUCCAUUCAGUACUGGGUCAUUUGGACUUUAGUGGAUCAUCCUGUAAGUGCUGGACCAGCAACUCGCUUAAAUAGUUAGUUGGUUUCUUGAUUUUUCGUUCUAGAUUUAGCCAGUGGUGGGAUUCAGUCGGUUCGCGCAAACCCAUUGCUAACAUUUAACAAGUUUGCCGAACAGUUGGUGAAACAGCUCAUUGGCAUGACGUACCCAGUUUAUUUAUUUACUUUUUAUUGGCUUAAAAUACAAGGUUUAUGUAUUUAAUACAUCAAUUACAUUCCCUUGCCCCCCAGGGCUUAUAUGUGUGACUGUCGAUGUACUCUUAUUAUAGGACCAAUUUUAUAUCUGAUAUCUCAAAUAAUGCAAUAUUUACCUAUUUAUUUCAGAGUAAAAAGAAAAGAGAAGUCCGAAGAGUUCCAUGCAGGUGUGUGUGUUGUAUUCGUGACCGAAAUAACAUUUGUCGACGGAACGCAGGGUGUCUGAAUCCUAUGGGAAUAAGGGAAAUAUGA